Molecule: messenger RNA, 570 nt
Organism: Sparassis crispa
Lineage: Eukaryota; Fungi; Basidiomycota; Agaricomycetes; Polyporales; Sparassidaceae
Exons: 1
Coding region: 1-570 (189 amino acids)
Source: RefSeq, a predicted model, not a curated record
AUGGUCCUUAGAAUUGCCGGUUGGGUGUUGACUCACGACCAGGUCCGAACAUGGUUGGAGCUGGGCGGGCAGGACUUCAAGACCCUCGAGCUUUAUGAGCUUUCCGGAGCACUCAAGGAUUGGUUUGAGGAGAGGCAAAUUGACGACAUGGUUCCUAUUCCGACUGACUAUCCUCACGGAAGCAAGCAGCCAGUCAUCAUUCUGACAACGAGAUACUACCAGGAUCCCACUGCGUCGGUGGCGCACUGGAAGCGCUUCAUGGAGCGGGAUGUUGACCGCGCAAUCAAGCGGCGGGUGUUGGAGGAGACCGGGUUUGAGGAUGAUGGCUUGCGCUGGGUGACUGUCGUCGACCCGUACUUCCAGUACCCUGUGGUGUACAAGAAUCCCAGGAAUUAUGCGCUCUGGCCUGAGACGGGCAGGCCGCCUGAGAAUGAUUCAGCCGAGAAGAAGGCAGAUGGAGACAAGGAAGUGGAGAAGGGAGACGAGGAGGAUAGAGACAAGAAAGAGGAAGCGGGAGACGAGGGGGAUGGAGACAAGAAAGAGGAAGCGGGAGACAAGGAAAAACGGUAG